Leishmania braziliensis MHOM/BR/75/M2904 is the source of this 3399-nucleotide messenger RNA. RefSeq lists its product as hypothetical. Gene Ontology annotation, cellular component: ciliary transition zone. Gene Ontology annotation, biological process: non-motile cilium assembly. The record is from RefSeq and is a predicted model, not a curated record. The transcript has a single exon. NCBI's taxonomy places the organism in Eukaryota, Euglenozoa, Kinetoplastea, Trypanosomatida, Trypanosomatidae. Bases 1 to 3399 code for a protein of 1132 amino acids.
AUGGUGUGGGGGACCGAUGGUCACAGCAGCAUGCAGAAUUAUGUGGUGGCUAGUGCUCUCUACCACGCCAACGAGGAACUCCGCCGCAAGCUCAACGAGGCGGCGACGGCGCUGCAGACCCUCCAGCAAGAUCUAGCGAGCAGUCGUACGCAGAACGCGGCGGUACAGACGCGUCUGGAGAACGUCUCUGUGCAGCUGCACCAGCUUGUGCGUGAGCGCGACCUGUCGACGCAGAAGUACACCAACGCGAGCCGCACAAUAGUGGAUCUCGAACGCACCCUGCGUGAGCGCAUCAGCGAGGAGGAGAAGGUGCGGUUUUCAUUGGAAAGCCAAAUUACAGAGCUGCGCAGUCGUCUCGUGGUGGGAGCGGACAGCAACGAGUUGCUACAGAAGGACGUGCGCAGCUUGCUCUCUGAGACGCGGGACCGAACGGCGGAGGUGAUGAGUCUGCGCUCCAACCUGGCGCUGACCGAGUCCGCCCUGUCGUCGCAGAAACACGUGAACGAGAAUAUGCUGGUGGAGCUGAAAAGUUUGAAUAGCCAGCUUGUGGAGGAGCGCAAGCGACUCAUCAUGGUAACACGCGAAGCACAGCUUGCCUCUCUCAGUGGGGCGCGUGUGGAUGACCUAGAGAAGCAGCUGCAGCGUGUGCAGGAGGAGCGCAGCACCAUUGAGCGGGAGCACGUCGGGCUCAUGUCGGAGUUUGUGCACAUAACAGAAGACGCCCUGCGCCACGCUCGCGAAGAGGUUGCUAGAGACGUCGCGGACUGGAAGGCGGCCGCCACCCACUGGGAGCAGGUGUCCCAUCUGCUCUACAAGGACAUCGCUGAGCGCACCCAGCACCACCUGCGGUGUCGUGCCGAGUGUGAGGAGGCGCAGGGGCAACGCGACGCGGCAGAGCUGCAGGUGAGUUCACUGAAGAGGGAGGUGGCCUUGCUCAUCGCCAAGCUUGACGUGGUAUGGCCCACCCACGCGACGGACGCGAAGGGCUUGACGGCGGAAGAGAUACUCAACGUCUUCGGGCGCAACGAUCGUGCUGGCAUUUUUUUGUUUGACGACCGCCGCCGCCGCCGAGCUGCAGCGCUUCGCCGCAGCGGCGCCAAAGGCGUCGAUGCGACUGGGGGAUCUGCCGCAGAGGAGACCACCGGGGCCGUUGAAGAGGAUCUUGGGGGUGGCGAGGAAGAUGCUGGCUUUGACCUGGCGGCAGCAGUGCUAAGCGAUCUUCCGGCUGACCCGACGACUGUCGCGUGCCAGCUGCAGGAGCUGCACGAGGCAAACGCGACACUAAUAUCUGAGGUACACCAGCUGCGGCUCACAAACGACCUGCUGCAGGACCGACUGGAUGGGCUUAUGGGAAGGCAGAGGGAGGACCAGGUCCGCAUGACUGCGGCAGAGGUGUCGCUGCAGCAGCGCGAGAAGGCGGGUCAUCAGCUGCUGGAGAAACAGCUAGACCGUGUGGCCUUCCUCGAGGCACAGGUGAAGUCAUUACGUGGCUAUCAUGUCCCUGCAAACGCUCCCAUAGGCGAGGUCGGCGAGAACGAGAACAUCUUUGAGCUGUUCCUUGGCCAACUCGUCGCUGCCGAGGUGCCAGAGGGGAUAGAGGUGCCGGAGAUGUUCUCCACCAUGUUCUGCUCGGCUGACUUCCUGGUGCAUGAGACGAUCACCACUGGCACUGUGCGCGGUUUCAACGGCUUCUUUGAAGUUACUGCAUCGUUCCGCGUGUCCAUGGACGCGCUACUAUUCUACUACUUUCACACGCGCCAGCUACUGCUUCAGCUGCACCGCGUUCGUGAUGCCGACGAAGCAGCUGCCAUGACGGUAGCCGAGACAACCGGAGCGGGUGCCGAGGAUGCGCAUUUCUCAGCGAAUGCCGUCGCGGAGACGGGGACUACGCACAGCGCACACAGCGGUAGCACGGACCCAAGCCUGCGCAUCGCCGAACACAUGUUCGAGACAAUCGCGGAGGGUCAGGUGAGCCUGGCGGACAUUGUGCUGCGGGAGGACUGCCGCCACUCCGCCCGCCCGACGCUGAAAGGCCACGUGCGCCUGGUCACGCCUGCGGGCCGUCACCUCGCCUCAGUGGAGUUUCGUCUCACAGCGCGGCGCCCCUACUCGGCCGACUUUCUGCGGCUCGUGGAAAAAUCGGUGGCAGCCACCGGCACUGAGGGAGCCGCUCCCAACAUCAGUAAGGAGGGAGACAGCCAGGAUGGCAUGUCAUCGCACCUACUCGACUGGAUGCGGGCCACCGCCAACACUUCGCUCGACGCGGCGUCGCAUCAGCGGCAAGAGUCUGGCGAGGACACGACGCUGACCCCACGCCACACGCGUAGAACCGCGAUGACCACCACCCCCAUUCACUCCCACCACCGUGCUCGGCAGAACCAACUGCAGCUGGUGCCGGUUGUCUCUGCCGACGGGGACACGUCAUCGACUACUUCGUCCUUCCUCAUCCAACAACAAUCGCGCAUGGCCGGCACCGCUGGGGCGAUGGUGGUGCACCUUCCUCCGCCUUCGCCGCCACCGCUGCAGCGUCGGCCAAGGGCAUCUUCGUGGGAUGGGAGGGAGGAAAGUGACUUGCAGGCUGCUCGUCACGGAGGUGGAGCCUCGCCCCUCAGCAGCCGAGCCGACCGUGACUCCGUCAUGGAGCGCAGCCCCAUCUCCGGCUCUUUCAUGCACGUCAACCGCUCACUCCUCUCAACGCGGCCAGCAGCUGGCGGGAUCGGCGGCGAGGGAUCGAGCGUGACGGGGGGAGCUAUUCAGUCCCUCUGGGUGGAUGUGGAGCGGCUGGAGCUCCCGGCCGACCUGCCACUACCCAUUCCACGACUGUCCUGUUAUUUUCGUGUCGAGGUCGCCGACCUCGAGGUGUGGCUCGACGCGCCACCCACGCCGCGCUACACGUGGGAGUACACCCUUGACGUGCGAGACAGCAGAGCCGGCGCCUACGGUGUGUCGGUGCCGGUACGCUCCGUCACGCAGCUCGCUGCUGUCCUGCGCGAGCCGCUUGUCGUAUUUUUACUCGAUGCCGACGCCAUGGCGUCCACAAGCGCUGCUGCCGCCACCGACCCGUGCGUGUGGGCCAUGGUUGUGUGUGAGUGGGGGCAAGUGGUGCAGCGCCCCAACGAGCCGCAGUCCUUCGCCUUGCCGCUCCUGCGGCGUGAUCAGUCCGUUGUGCACGGCGGGGUGCUGCGGCUAUCCUUGACAGCCUCCACCAUCGGUGUGCAUUCGAUCCCAUCACGUGCAGCAUCGUUGCCUUCGCAGCUGCACGCCACGGUAGUGAACACUAGCACCCGGCCUCUCACACCGCCACCACCGAUGUCGCCGCCGCAGCCGAUGGACCGCUCUAUGGAGGAGGAGCUACUGAGACUCGAAUACAAGCAUCACACCGGGCGCAGCUUCGUGUAG